AUGAUCAAAAUGAAACCACUUGUGAUCCCCUUCUUCUAUGAGAGUUUCUCUCUCUACCGAUCGCGCGGGUAUAGCGUCGAGGACUGCAUCGAACUAGACAAGGACGAAACCAUCGAUGCCAUAACGCAGUCCUUGCGAAAGAAUGGCUUCGAGGUUGUUCCAGUCGGUGACAUGAAGGAACUGGUACAUUGUAUUGCCAGAGGGGAGCACGAGAAGUGGGAUUUGGCAUUUUCGAUCUCCGAGGGAAUGCACGGGGUUGGGCGGGAAGCCCAGAUCCCAGGACUCUUAGAGGCAUACCAGAUUCCGCAUGUGUUUUCCGAUGCGGCAACUUUGUCGUUGUGUUUGGAUAAGGGCAAGACAAAGAUGGUGCUCGAACACAUGGGCAUCCCGACUGCUCCAUUCGCCGUUGUCCCUCCGUCAUGGUCCAUCGAAAAGGGUAUCUCGCAGAUCUUGGAACAAAGUCGCCAUACUGCCGAUCUGAAACAGAUGCCUUUAUUUAUCAAGCCCGCAUGUGAAGGAUCCUCCAAAGGCAUCUAUUCUUUCUCCAAAGUUGAGAGCAUAGAAGAUCUUGAGCAGGGUGUUCAGAAGCUCCAGACUCGGUUCCCGGGACAAAGCAUUUUGAUUGAGAAGUAUCUAGCCGGGCGAGAAUAUACCACCAGCAUUCUGGGAUCCGGGGACUCCGCCCGAGUCAUCGGGACAGUCCACCACGACUGGAGAGGAGUUGCACCACCACCAGGGACGGAAACAGACUACAGUGCGAAGAGCCAAUCUGAUGUCGGCUUUUAUAACUUCCACAACAAGAACAAGCUUCUAGAAGACCCGGUAGAUCGCAUGGCUGACAAGGAGGAUAGCUCUGAAGUUCAGGAAGUAGAGCGCCUCGCCCUGGAAACCUGGCGCAAACUUGAAUGCUGUGAUGUUGGUCGGGUUGAUGUUCGGUGCGGCCUGGAUGGGAGACCAUAUGUUUUGGAGGUGAGUGGCCUGUAUAUGAUGCAUUGGAUUACGUCCUCAAUGGUCUUGGCUGGCGGAUACCGCCCUCCAUCACGGGAUUUCGCAUGA
Messenger RNA from Penicillium hordei, 1056 nucleotides. Its product is annotated as D-alanine--D-alanine ligase family protein. The coding region runs from base 1 to 1056 and encodes 351 amino acids. Gene Ontology annotation, molecular function: D-alanine-D-alanine ligase activity; metal ion binding; ATP binding. The record is from RefSeq and is a predicted model, not a curated record. Lineage: Eukaryota; Fungi; Ascomycota; Eurotiomycetes; Eurotiales; Aspergillaceae. Gene Ontology annotation, biological process: peptidoglycan biosynthetic process. The transcript has 3 exons.